Molecule: messenger RNA, 6349 nt
Organism: Gopherus evgoodei (Goodes thornscrub tortoise)
Lineage: Eukaryota; Metazoa; Chordata; Testudines; Testudinidae
Gene: FAM217A
Product: family with sequence similarity 217 member A
Exons: 7
Coding region: 6-1655 (549 amino acids)
Source: RefSeq, a predicted model, not a curated record
GUCCGAUGCACCGGGCCGGGAGCGGGGCCGGAGCCGCCGCGACACAGACACGCGGAGGCUUCCGAGGGUUUGGCAGGAGGAGCCGGCGCUGCAGCGCUGUGGAGAGAGGGGACUUCACAGGCGGCAUCUAUGGCACCAGCCUCCCGCUCACCAGCCUCUCCGACCCCCGCCAGAAUAUACAUACCAGUGAUUUGGAACAUGAUGUCCACCUUCCUGAAAAUAAAUACUGUCUCUUGGGAGACAAGACUGGCAGAGGAGGUGUUCUUUCAAGCAAGUUCCACAAGGAUGCUUACACAACAGCAGUGGAACAACUGGCAGAUCUUAGGUUGUCAGAAAAUAGGACUGGAACACAGCUCAGUCAAAAUAAUAGCAAGGAAGGGAUGUUUCAUUCCUGGAGAUAUACACAUGAUCAAAGCAAUUCUACUGUGAACAGAGACUCCAAUAAGCCUCUAGUGGAAAAACUUUCCAGUUCACAUGGUAAUUCUUUAAACUUCUUUACUGUUAAUCCCGCAUUGGUCGGGACCCAUAUGAACAGCUAUCACACAGUGUCUCACCGGGGACCUCGGCAGUUGCCAUUAGGAAUCUAUUGGACAAAUGGAGAUGGGGAUUUUUUCAAGGCCAGAAAUGAAACCACAGCUUCUGACUCCUAUCCUGCUACAGAAAGUAGUAGUGAUGACACUUUCUGUAUGUCCAAAUGGAAUUUGAAGUUGCGAAACAGCCGUGUUGAGAACAGUCUUUUAACAAAGGAAGGUGAUGUUUCUGAGAGUGAAAAAGCGAAUGAUGUUUUGCUUAAUUAUUUCAAAUAUAUGGAUCUGAACUUAAGACCAGAAACUAUAGAAAACAUUGAAAAAGCUUCCUCUAAGCACCAAAAUGAAGUGUUUCCAUACCCUGAUUUUCUCCCACCACCUUUCAAUAACCUGGACUUACAAAAGUUGGCCUUAUCAAAAUGGGAUGACUGGAAGGAAGUCUUUAAUCCACCACCAGAAAGCUCUGUUGUGAAAUUAAUAUCUCGUUUGCUGGAAAUUGAAAGAAUGCAGCACUUGACUAUAUUAAAAGAGAAGACAAGAGACCUGACAACAUCUUCCAGUAUGAUGCUUGGCAGUCGACCCAGUUCCACAAAAUCCAUGCAUCAGUUGAAGCAGUCAAGACUGUCUGACCCUUUAUGUCUUCAGACACCUUUUAAUCGAGACUAUCAAGAGAAAAAUAAAUCCACCCAUUCUGGCUGCUGCACGCAUGAGUGGAACAGUUCAAAAUGUACUUGGGAGUACUGUCAUCAUUGCAAAUGGAGUGCUGGAACAUCCUCCAUUAGAAGUUCAUCCACAAAGCAGCUUAGAGCAUCUUGUGAUGCCUUUAAAAGCUCUAAAACCCCCGUCAUUUUAAACUCUAACAUGCUCUUGCGGAGGUCUUCCUCAUGCUGUGUGGCGGCACCAAGAACUCAAUCAACUCUUAAAUUGACUUCCCCAAAGCUACUGCCACCAAGUACAGCUAUAACCAGUCCUUUCCCUGAUAAGGACAGUUUAAAACAUAAACAAUCAAGGACCAAAAAGAAACUCUACAGAAAAAACGUAGUAACGGGUAAGACUUUUCAUUGCCAAAAGUUAAAAUCUGUAUCUGCUAUGCCAAAGCAGAAGUACACUCACACUGACAAACAGUAAUUUCUUAAAUUCAUACUUCUCAUUAUGAGUGAGUCCUGUUAAGCAAUCUUACUUUAUCUUGAUUUUUGUCAAGUUAAAAUAUUUUUAAUGGUAUGAGAGACAGAAGUGAUAUGAAAUAGCACUUGUGACAGUUGAAUCCACCUGUAUUGUAGAAAAAUCAAGUUUUAUCCCUCUGCCUGCUGACAUCUUUUACAGACUAUUUGUGUAACUUUUAAAAGAAUUGGAUCAAUACAAGCAUACCAGGAGAUCGAGUUCUUGAGUGCAACUAUAUAUUUUUAAAUGUUUACGAAAGUAAUAUCAAUAAAGUAUAGUUAUAUUACACUAGCACCCAGAAAAUCCCACUCAGCAUCAGUGUUCCCCCAUGCGCUAGGUGCUGUAUUAAUACAUGGGAAGAUACGGUGUCAGCCAUAGAGAAUUCACAAUCUAAGUGCAAUAUGAAGGGUGGGAAGAGAGAGAAAAAUACAAUUUCUAUACAUUUGUCAUUUUUUCCUGAUACAUAGAUUAAGGACCAAUUAUCUGAUUAUGCACGUGGGAAAACACAGAAGCAAAAUGAAUGUAGUGCAUCCCUUCAAAUAGCUUUAGGUUUCAGGGUUACCAGUCCUCAGUACCUCUCAGCAUUAACUGAGGAAGAUGGCAGGACAUCAGUUUACAAUCUUCUUCGCAUAUUUAAGGAUAAUUUUCUUGAUGUAAGCCAGAAACAAUUGUUUUUAAAUCCCUGAAAUUUUAGCUACUGGAGCUCAUUUGUACAAGGGCUGAAUAUUACACUCAUAGAAUACAAUAUAGCAUGGUCUGUAAUGCAAUACAUUCCUAUAAGUGCUUCUCGUCAGAGCAACAUACACACAAUUACAUCUCAACAUCCUGGAGUUUAAGGUAAACUGUAGUACGGGAGGGGAAGGAAAGCAUUGAUUGCCACUUUGAACACCCUGAUUUUAGUUGCUUAUCACUUUUCAACUCUUUCAUCUUUGGGGCUGAAAGAGGAAGGGGCAGAGCACAGAGCUGGAGUCAUGCAUCAGCAGUCUCUGCUGGCAGGGCUCUUGUGGAACCCUGGGGAGAAACUAAAGCUUCUCCCCACCCGGUAGAAAUAUGAAGGGAGUACAUUAUCAAGGGAGCAUAGCUUGAGUGAAUCUGGCUUAUGAUCUUAACCAAUUCUUAUUCUCAUGAGAGUUCUUGGAAGUAAUUGGUUGUGCCGCCCCCCCCACCCCACUGAUUGCUAGAUCUCAUGGUUGAGAGAGGGCCUAUGUAAAUCACCCACUCCCACUGGUGGGUUGGGCAGGAUAAUUACGACCCCUGUAUUCCAGAACUUGAGGACUUUUCAGUCACCAACAACUUUAACAUCCAGCCUUGCACCACAAACUGAUUAAGACCUACUCAGCUAAGCCUGUGCAGAAGAUCUUUUCAAAGUGAUUAGCAUUCACUGAAGUUACAAUUAUACACUUUAAUGAGAAGAUUUUUCUCAAACUUCACUGUGGAAUCAAAUGGGUCUGUUCUCUAGGACCUACAGUGUACUCAUUUUUGUACUAGAUACACAAUUAAAGAUCCCAAGUACAGAUAAAUCCAGUUGUAAGAACACUCUCUGCAUGCUCUCCUGGCUCAUUGCCAGUACAGCUUGUCCCAAAAUAGAUUUCUUGUUUUAGAAAACUUCCUAUUUAAAGUGAGCAUUAAAGUAUUUAGGGGCCUGAUCUUGACAACUUCCGAGCACCCGCAACUCCCAGGCAGUGGCUGCACUGGAUAAAAGGGGCACAUAAUAUGCCAGCAGUGCAGUUCCACUAGUGGAAGCUAUAUGAUAGAGAGGGCUUUCAGAUUUCUAUCACCAUGGUACUUAACUAACCUGCUGGUGAGCUUUGAAGUUCAAAAACAGGACCAAUGAUCGAUAGAGAGCCAGAGUAGUGACUGGAGCGCUGUGCACUUGUCAGCUCAGCAGCUUUCUGUAUCACUUGAAGUGUCAUAGGUCCCAAUUGAAUCAGAGUUUUGGAUUGCAUGAGGAUAAAAACACAAAACAUCUGAACUCAAAACUGACAGCAGACCCCCUUCCACUGUCUAAACAAGAAAUUGUGCUCAUAUUGCUCAUGGUGAGCAGCUCACUGCUUCUGGAACUGGUUUAUUAUUACACCUGGAGAAUAUAGAGUUCAUAUUUAGGGACAACCGGCAUUUGUUACAUUUUAAAAAUGUAUUAGCUCAGCUCUUGUAAGGGCAAGUGCUAAGUAAUGUAUCUUACAGAUCAAUGCAAACUGUGAGCCAGAACUCAUUUACAUUUUCUCUUGCUAAAUCGAACAAUUUCGUAACAAAGAUUUAUCCCAGAGGUUUCAAAUGAAAUCUAUUUAACAAUUUUUCAGGAUAAAUGGUUUGUGAGUUGAAGUAGCUGCAUAAUUGCAUUUUAUUCAUAAGCUCUUGAAAAUGCAGCCAUAAAUUUUAAAUAAACUUGACAUGUUUCUCUGAACAAAUGCUGCCAGCCGUGACAGCUGGCUGGUGGUGAAUAACAGUCAUCUCAGAACUCACUUAACCAUUGUACCAUGAUUGGGUUAUCAGUGACUAAGAGGGAGUGAUUAGAAUCAGCAUCUUUGAAAGGUGAGAAGCUACCAACCAACACACCACCCUACAUGGUUACAUUUAAUAUAAAAAUAUUUUGAUUCAGGUCGGCUGAUAUUCACCCCAUUCACUGAGUCAGCACAAGAUGUACUCAUCUGUUACAUUUCAUUUAAAACUAUUGGCUAGGGCCAAUCUGGUUUAUGUUGGUAACAUUUUCAUUAAUACCUAUAUAUGAAAUGGCAUAUCAUUCAGAACUGCACUUGAAAACAAUGAAUCACUUCAUUGGUGAAAUUGGAAAGUUUUCAGAUUGAGGGGUUUAAAACUAGUUUAUAAAAGAUCAUUCUAAUUAUGAAAAAAUGUUCAGUCUAUCAUAAUAUAUUAUUGUCAAUUAUUCUAACAAGUGCAUAAUUGUGUGUGUGAUUGAGGGGGUGCGAGUAGGAGAAGCAUUUAUAUUCACAGUCCAAAGCAGCAAACAACAGGAAAUAGAAAGGGGAAAAUCUCACAUUAGGUGCUGUAAGUUACUGGCAUGGAUAGUAAAAAUCCAGAUAGUACACUUGAGACUUAAAAAAUAAUCACUUUACAUAAAAAUUUGACCAAUUUACAAUCUGGUGAGUGCCUCUUUCUUUUAAAAAGUGACAUGACGAGCAAAAAAACAAAACAAGACGUGGAUUUGGGACCUAUUUUUGUUCUUUCUGAUGUAUAAAGGCAGCCUGACAGGGUUUUUUUCUUUUUGCUCUUUUCUUUUUUUAAAACAGUUCAAAAACAUCAAGAACAUGAUGGUCUCUAUUUUCCCUGUUUUGCUGUAGAUCUCCUUUGGAAGACUAAGAUAUGGAUUGGAAGCUUUCAGUCCUUCAUUAAAGGGCUAUUGAACCUUUAGCAAAAGAGCUCUUCUGGUUGGCAGGCAUUUGAGUUAAAUAGGGAUUUACAAAAAUGAACACAAAAGUUUUAAACAGUCAAUAAAAAAAUUGCUUCUUUCUUCAAUCAAAUUGCACUUGUUUGGUUACUAUCAUAAACCUACUAGUUGUCCAGUUGUUCAUAGUCUCUCCCAGGAAAGACGCAUAAUGCAAGUAGUAGGGGAAAAAAAUUGGGGGGAGAGAGGGGAAGGCAGCUUGCAGAUCAUUUUUCAUUACACUCGUCUGUUGACAAGAAAUUAGAGCCAUCAUUCCAAAUUUCAGUAUGUACAAUGGUCUCGUAGGGUAUUUCCUAUAAUUCCACAGUAGUCAAAUAUUUUAUUCAUUAGCAUACACAGCAUCUGUUAAAAGGUAUCUGUGAAGCUACACAAAUUUUUCAGAAAAUAAUUAUAAUAAAAACUGGACCAAAUGAGUCAAUAGAGGUCACUAGCAAGGCCUCAAAUUGGACCCUUUUGAUUGAUAAAUUUUUGAGGAGACUGUCUCCAUCAUGUUGAUUGGACCUGUCUUUGCAUGUGACAGUGCAAAAUCAGACUGAAAGAUGUAAAAUAAAAAAAUCCAGUCGGAUCCAGAUGGAAUUGGAGCAUCUCACCCAUGCUCUUCUCAAAACUGGAGAUAAUUAACACUGUGCCUUUAUAUAGAGGAGGAGAGCUAAAAAUAGCAUGUCUACAGCAGCACACUAGUGCUUGACUAGGUUUUUCAGAGCUGUACACAGUAGUGAUAAAUUACAUGCUAGUGCACAAGCAGACAAGUAAACAAAACAGCAGCAAGCGUGGCUGCCUUUUGUUUUAAAACUCCCACACUCAGUACAAUGGAAACUUGACAAAAAAAAAAAAAAAAAAAGGAUGACCAAGAAAAGAGAAAACAGAGAGAUGCUGUCAAGCACCAGUAGUAGAGAAUUUAAAAAAACCCAACUCCCCUCCCCCCACCAAAUCACUACUUGGGAGUGUCACUUUAACUAUACAUUCCUCAUCAAUCAGCUUGAUUUUGAACUAGAAAUUCCCAGGAAAUCUUGAUGCUCAGUUUAGUGUAAAUCCUUUUCAGAUUCAUUUCUAACAAUGGCAAAAUAAUUGGUAGCUUGCUGUGGACGUGCCUUUAUGAGACAACUGUAAAUACCAUCUUUCCGCCUUCAGAAGCUUGAACAAGAAUUACCCUUACAUGGCCAACUGCUUUGGCCAUGAUCCUGGCUACAGUUAAUUAGGAUCUAGCCAUUUGAUUGUUUCCUAUGUUUAAAAAAAAAAAAAAAAAGAGAUUUUGUGG